CGCCCACUCCAUGUCCUCGCUAGUGUUAUAACUCCUCCUCUCUCUCCACUCGGUAUCGUCUCGAUUGCCGAAGCAACGACGACGACACCAAUUUAAAGACCAGACUCCGUCCCCGAACACCAAAAACUAAACGGCUUCUGUGAUUUGAUUCCUUUAUUAUCUCCUUUUAUUCCCUCCCCUCCUCUUCCCUUCUCGUUUCCUCUCUUCUGUCCUUUCUCGGAUUCGUAUUAUAUACAGAUUAGAUCGAGGGAGUUGCUACCAGCAGAAGCCCUCGCCCUCGCUUGGUCUUCGGGGAUUAGGGACUCGAGGGGGAGGAGGGGGAAGGCGGCGGCCAUGGAUCUGGAGAAGAAGCCCGUGGUGUCGGACGUGGGGGCAUGGGCGAUGAACGUCGUCAGCUCCGUCGGCAUUAUCAUGGCCAACAAGCAGCUCAUGUCGCCCAACGGCUAUGCCUUCGGCUUCGCAACAACGCUGACAGGGUUUCAUUUCAUUGUCACUGCCCUUGUUGGUUGGGUUUCAAAUGCAACCGGUCUCUCUGUAUCCAAGUAUGUUCCUUUUUGGGAGCUCUUUUGGUUCUCCAUAGUCGCGAAUCUGUCAAUUACUGGGAUGAAUCUCAGUCUCAUGUUGAACUCUGUUGGAUUUUAUCAGAUCUCCAAACUGAGCAUUAUACCCGUGGUUUGCUUUAUGGAAUUUUUGUUGCACAGCAAACACUACUCACGGCAAGUGAUUCUGGCCGUUGCAGUUGUGGCCUUAGGAGUUGGUAUUUGCACAGUCACUGAUGUGGACAUCAAUGCAAAGGGUCUACUUUGUGCCUGUGUGGCUGUUUUUUGCACAUCAUUGCAGCAAAUUACAAUUGGGUCUUUCCAGAAAAAAUAUAAUAUUGGUUCUUUUGAGCUCCUAAGCAAAACUGCACCAGUACAGGCAGCCUCACUUCUUAUUGUUGGCCCAUUUGCUGACUACUACCUCAACCACCGCUCUCUCUUAGACUACCGAUUUACUUCAGGGGCAACUUUCUUCGUACUUCUCUCGUGUUCCCUGGCUGUCUUCUGCAACAUGAGCCAAUAUCUCUGCAUCGGCCGGUUCUCUGCAACAUCCUUCCAAGUCUUGGGUCAUAUGAAGACCGUCUGUGUGCUGAUACUAGGAUGGAUACUCUUUGAUUCAGCUCUCACUCUCAAGAACAUUCUAGGAAUGUUGCUUGCGGUGCUAGGCAUGGUGGUCUACAGCUGGGCUGUAGAGCACGAGAAGCAGGUAAACCGGGCGACGCAUAUAAUUGCCGACAGCAAAUCGGAGGGGGAGGAUGUAAAGCUCCUGAAGGAGAAAGUAAAUGGGCUCGCCAAAUCUGACCUUGAAUUGGGGCAGACAAAGAGCUAAUUCUAUUCUUCACAUACGCAUGUCCAUCUCGUUCCUAAUUAUUCUUUAGUAAUUUGAUCAUCGUAGUCACUCCACGAUGCCUACAGUUAUGUCUUAAGUGGAUUUCUUUGCCAUUCUUCAUCUUCUACUCCAUUUUACAUGGGAUCAUCGUAGGCAUUUGCUGUGUGCGGACAGAUUUUUUUUUUGUAAUGUUUGAAGGGUUGUCAAGGCCCUGAAUCAAUAUUUGUCACUCUCGUCUUGUUGUUCUCUGUAUCAGAUAGAUAUCCAAGUGUUCA
Musa acuminata subsp. malaccensis (wild Malaysian banana) is the source of this 1643-nucleotide messenger RNA. RefSeq names its product UDP-rhamnose/UDP-galactose transporter 1. Gene Ontology annotation, cellular component: Golgi apparatus. The record is from RefSeq and is a predicted model, not a curated record. Lineage: Eukaryota; Viridiplantae; Streptophyta; Magnoliopsida; Zingiberales; Musaceae. Gene Ontology annotation, molecular function: antiporter activity; UDP-galactose transmembrane transporter activity.